Molecule: messenger RNA, 1034 nt
Organism: Raphanus sativus (radish)
Lineage: Eukaryota; Viridiplantae; Streptophyta; Magnoliopsida; Brassicales; Brassicaceae
Product: vacuolar protein-sorting-associated protein 37 homolog 2
Exons: 7
Coding region: 187-849 (220 amino acids)
Biological process (GO): ubiquitin-dependent protein catabolic process via the multivesicular body sorting pathway; protein targeting to membrane; protein targeting to vacuole
Cellular component (GO): ESCRT I complex
Source: RefSeq, a predicted model, not a curated record
ACCAAAAAGGAGAAAAGUAUUCCUCGUUGAUUAACCAAAAAAAAAAAAGAAAAAACGAUUCUGCCUCCCUCGAUCUUCCUUCAUCUGCUCUCAAGUUAAAUCGAUUUUGUUUCUUGUAUCAGCGAUCAUCUGAUUCUGCGAUAUUUCUGUAAUAAUCUUCGAAAUCGGGUGAUCGAGGAACCAACCAUGUUCAAUUUCUGGGGAUCAAAGGAGCAACUUGGGGAGUCUCGUCCUUCUUCUUCAGAACCAUCUCCACAACCGUGGUAUUCUCCGUCUCUGGUCACCUCUCCUAGCUUAUCUCGGCCUCAGUCAUCAUCAGGAGCGCACAUCCCAUCCCAUGUUUCACCUACUGAAGCUGCCUCCAUUAUCUCACUUUUGAAAGACAAAAGUGUGGAUGAGCUCAGUAAGCUUCUGACUGACAAGGAUGCGUACCAACACUUCUUGAACUCCCUUGAGCAGGUCACUAUUCAAAACAACAUCAGAGAAGAGCUUCGCAAAGAAACAUUACAUCUUGCUAGAGAAAACUUGGAGAAAGAACCACAGAUGGUGGAGCUCAGAAACCAAUGCAGAAUAAUCCGUACGAGUGAGCUUGCAACUGCUCAAGAGAAGCUCAAUGAGCUCGAGAAUCAAAGAGACGAGAUCCUCAAAUUCUACUCUCCUGCUUCUCUUCUUCAUAGACUUCAAGAUGCUAUGAAGAAGGGAGAUGAAGAAUCAGAGGAGCUGCAACAGAAGUAUAUGGAGAAGGAGAUUGAUACAGCUGCGUUUGUGCAGAAGUAUAAGAAGCUAAGAGGCCAGUACCAUCGUCGCGCUUUAAUCCAUCUCUCUGCUAAAACUUCAUUCACCGGUUGAAAGCUCCUUGGUUGUUUCCUUAAGCCGUUGUGUAAGUAUAAAAUACAGUUCAGUAACUGAGAUAUAUCUGAAAACAAUAUUAUUGGAUUGCAGAAUCAUUCUGUUAUAUGAUAUCUGAAGCUGAACCGUGUAAUGUUUGAAUCUUUUUUUGUUAUAUUACAUGGUGGAGACUGUGUGUUGUGAAA